AUGCACCAGCACGGCACCGUCCACUUUGCCAAGGGUGCCCUGCCCCCCCGGAUCGCCACUGAGCGCUACUUCUUGGACCCGGAGUUGGGGCACCGAAAAGGACGCUGUCAUCAGGGGUGCCACGACCCAGCAGCACCUGGCGCCCACAAGCCCUGUCGGCCAACCCCCAAGGCAUGCCGGCAGCCGGCCUACCACGGCCACCAGGGGGGGCGCGGCGGCUGUCGCUGGGGCCCCCAGCCCCCCACACAGCAGCAGCAGCAGCAGCAGCAGAGGCGGCAGCCCCAGCCUCCGCCUCCCCAGCCCCCACAGCAGCGUCUCUGCUCUGUUCACGGGGCCCAGAAGCGGCCACCUGCAACCACCGCUGCCCCUGUGAAGCCGGCCAGUGCCCCCCAGCCGCCCCCCACCUCACUCACUGCGGCCAGCAUUCCUGCCACCGGCGGCCCAGCCCUGCCUUCCGCAGCUGGCACCCUCCUGGAGCCCAGCAGGCCCACGGACGCCCGGCCCCUGCCCGCCCCCGCAGCCUGUGGCUGCUUCACCUCCUACAGCUUCGACAUCUUGACAGAGGAUGACGUCUACUGCAGCUGCCUGGCCAAGACUCUCUGCCAUGUGCCCGUCCCUGUGACCGUGGGUUUCUAUGCCCCCUUUGGCUGCCGCCUGCACAUGAUGCUGGACAAGAUCACAGCGCUGAUGCAGCAAGAGGCAGCCCAACGCGAGACCGAGGAGCUGGAGCGCGUGCAGUGGCGGCCGCGGCCCGUGCGGGGCUGGGCCUUCCCGAAGCUGCUGUGGUACCUGGUGUUCCUGCAGCCCAUCAUCACCGAGGUGCACCUGCGGCGCAAGAACGUCAAGUUCCUCUUCAUCCGCUUCAGCGCCUGGCAGUACGCGGGCACCGACAAGCUAUGGGCCGGCCUGGUGACCACGCUGUGCGAGGGCAUCCGCCACCAAUACGGCGCUCUGCCCUUUAGCGUGUACUCGGUGCUGGGCACGAAGGCGGCCACGACGCCGGGCUUCCACCAGCGCGAGUGGCAGUGCCGGCACCGCGUGUGCCUGGCGCUGCUGGCGCUGCUGGCUGUGCUCAGCCUGGGCGUGGGGCUGCUCUACCUGUCGGUGGGUGCCCGCUCGCUGAGCCACCGCGCCAGCAACAGCAGCCUGCUCCGGGUGUUUGGCGGCGCGGCCACCACGCUGUCGGGCUCCGGGCUGCUCAUGGCCGUGUACUCGGUGGGCAAGCACCUGUUUGUGAGCCAGCGCAAGAAGAUCGAGCGGCUGGUGUCGCGCGAGAAGUUCGGCAGCCAGCUGGGCUUCAUGUGCGAAGUGAAGAAGGAGGUGGAGCUGCUCACCGACUUCCUGUGCUUCCUGGAGAUCUACCAGCGGCGCCGGCUGCGCGUCGUGCUCGAGGUCACCGGGCUGGACACGUGCUACCCCGAGCGCGUGGUGGGCGUGCUCAACGCCAUCAACACGCUGCUGUCUGACAGCCAUGCGCCCUUCAUCUUCAUCCUGGUGGUGGACCCCAGCAUCCUGGCCGCGUGCCUCGAGAGCGCCGGCUCCAUGAAGGGCACGGCCGACAACGGCUACCUCUUCCUCAACCGCACCGUCACGCUGCCCUUCUCGGUGCCCAUCAUGGGCCGCCGCACCAAGCUGCAGUUCCUCCAGGACGCUGUGCAGAGCCGUGACGACCUGCUCUAUCGCGAGAUAACGCGCAAGCUGCGGCCGCCGGGCGGGGUCGGGGCCAGGGGCAGCGAGGGCGCGCAGCUCCUGGAGGUGCAGACGCAGGGGUGGGGCGAGCGUGAGCAGAGCCGCAUCGACGCCGAGGCGGCGCGUCGCAUCCGCGAAGCGCUCUUCUGCCUGCACGACGAGCGCGACUGCCUCUACGAGUACGUGCCCGACAACGUGGUGUCCAUGCGGCGCAUCGUCAACACCGUGCCCAUCACCGUGCGCCUGCUGCAGCAGCAACAGGGGGACUUCGGGGGCCCCUCGCCGCGCCAGGCUGUGGCUUGGGUCGUGCUCGCCAACCAGUGGCCGUGCCGCCUCAGCUGGGCCCUGCAGUGCCUGGAGGACCGGCAGCAGGCCGGGGGCGCGCCCGAGGCCCGCGCGCGCCUCUGGGACGUGUUCAGCGACCACAGCCGUGAGCUGCACACCAUGACCAAGCCGCUGCAGAACGUGCUGGACCUGGACGGCGACCCCGAGCUUUUCGAGCGCUUCCUGGGCGCCGACUUCCCUUUCACCGUGGCCGAGGCUCAGAGCCUCCUGCGCUGCACCGUCAACCUGGACCACUCCAUCCGACGCCGCAUGGGCCUCAUCCGGGCUGUCAGCGCGCUCAAGCCGCCCAGCCCGCCCAAGUCCCCUGCCCGCGACACCCCCCACGCCGUCAACGGAGCCAACCACGCCCCUAGGGCGGCCCAAGCAGGCCACCCUGCAGGGCACGCCCCUGUGCAUGCCAGCGAAGCCCACCAACCCCGGGACUGGGCUCAGGGGGGCAAGCCCAGACUCAUGGCUUGA
This is a messenger RNA of Budorcas taxicolor (takin), 2493 nucleotides long. It is a transcript of the gene NKPD1, whose product is annotated as NTPase KAP family P-loop domain containing 1. The transcript has 4 exons. NCBI's taxonomy places the organism in Eukaryota, Metazoa, Chordata, Mammalia, Artiodactyla, Bovidae. The coding region runs from base 1 to 2493 and encodes 830 amino acids. The record is from RefSeq and is a predicted model, not a curated record.